AUGAGGAAAGCUAGUGACACUCUUGAUAGAGUGUGUAUGACAUACAUAUCAGCAAAGAGAGAAUACAUAAGAGCACAAGGGAUUGAUGAUCAUGAUCAUUCCAACAAUAAAGAAGGUGAGGAUCUUUUGACAUCCCACAUAAAGCUAGAUACGACCAAGUACGAGCUCUUAAACCCAAGUGAUGAUAAGUUCCUCAGAGACAUGAUAGUGGCUUUCAUGGCAGCAGGGAGAGAUACAUCUGCCUCUUCACUCACUUGGUUCUUCUGGCUUCUUUCUAUAAACCCUAACGUGGUAACCAAGAUUCGCCAAGAGAUCAACACAAAUCUACCAAGAACCGGAAGUAACCAAGACAUGUCGUCCUUCUUGAACAAGCUGGUGUAUUUACAUGCCGCGUUGAAUGAAACAAUUAGGCUCUACCCGCCAAUUCCAAUCGUGCUGAGGUCGUCACUUAAACAAGAUGUUCUUCCAAGUGGGCAUGAAGUCAAAUCAAAUACAAAAAAUUUGAUCCAUGUUUACGCAAUGGGGAGGAUGAAAGCCGUUUGGGGAGACGACGCGUUGGAGUUCAAGCCGGAAAGAUGGGUUUCAGAGACGGGAGGCUUGAGACAUGAGCCUUCUUACAAGUUCUCUUCUUUCAUGGCUGGCCCUAGAAUUUGUCGAGGUAAGCAUUUAGCUAUGGUUCAGAUGAAAACUGUGGUUGUUGAGAUAUUACAAAACUAUGACAUUAAAGUUGUCGAAGGACAGAAGAUUGAGCCACAACAAGGUCCUGUUCUUCACAUGAAGCAUGGGCUUAACAUCACACUUGCCAAGAGAUCUUCAGCUUCAAAUGAAGAUGUUCAAGUUCUUCCAAAAUUCUAA
Messenger RNA from Microthlaspi erraticum, 855 nucleotides. The record is from the annotation of a GenBank genome assembly. Lineage: Eukaryota; Viridiplantae; Streptophyta; Magnoliopsida; Brassicales; Brassicaceae.